Messenger RNA from Physeter macrocephalus (sperm whale), 1180 nucleotides. Its product is annotated as protein strawberry notch homolog 2-like. Gene Ontology annotation, cellular component: nucleus. Gene Ontology annotation, molecular function: histone binding; chromatin DNA binding. NCBI's taxonomy places the organism in Eukaryota, Metazoa, Chordata, Mammalia, Artiodactyla, Physeteridae. Bases 209 to 1180 code for a protein of 323 amino acids. The record is from RefSeq and is a predicted model, not a curated record. Gene Ontology annotation, biological process: negative regulation of DNA-templated transcription; osteoclast differentiation; macrophage activation involved in immune response. The transcript is spliced from 9 exons.
UCGCGUGGGGCCAGGUUGGCCCCCGCAGCUUUUCCCGGCUGGGUGUCUGCCUUCCUUCUCAGUGGGGACCCUGUGCGACCUUAGCCCCGUCCGGGUCUGGGGGCUCUUCCCCACUCAGCUCGGCCCCAGCCACCCGGAGACCCUCGGCGAGCCUGACCUGGUGGCAGAGGUCAUGAUGCCACCACCACGGAGCAAGAAGCCCAGAUAGAUGCCCCUGCGGCCCGGCUCGUGGAGCCCCCCGAUGCUGGCAGUGGGGCCCACCAUGGACGGGGAGUUCCCGCCGCACGAGCCUCCGCCAGCCGGCAGCCUCCUGUACAGCCCGGCGCCCCUGCAGACCCCGCUGUGCGGGCCCAGCGUCCAGGAUGCCAUGCUGCAUUACCCCUGGUGGAACAGCUUCUCGCCCACGCCAUACCCAGCCUUCUCCAGCGAAAGCCACCAGUUCAUGAACUCCUCCUUCAUUGUGGGCCAGCCCUGCGUGGACACCAGCUAUGGCCCUGCAGCCGCCACCCCCAGCUUCCCGCCAAAGAGCAGCGACUUUCCUCAGGACUCCUCGUACCUCGAUGACCUCUCCAAUGCCUCCAUCUUCUCCUCGUCCGUGGACUCCCUCUCGGACAUUGCAGACACACCUGACUUCCUGCCCGCCGACAGCCUCAGCCAGGUGCCCACCAUCUGGGAUGUGAGCACUGGCCCCUCCGCCCACGACAAGCUGUUCCUGCCCAGCGGGCCGUUUACAGGCCUUGAGGACCCUGUGUCCUCUCUCUCCAGCACCCCGCUUCUCAUCAGCUACCAGUCUCAGAGUCACCCCGAGGAGGAUGACGAAGCCGAGGAGGAUGAGGCGGAGGAGCUGGGCCACGCGGAGACCUACGCCGACUACGUGCCGUCCAAGUCCAAGCUUGGGAAGCAGCACCCGGACCGCGUGGUGGAGACCAGCACGCUGUCCAGCGUUCCGCCGCCGGACAUCACCUACACCCUCGCCCUGGCCUCCUCCGACAGCGGGGCCCUUUCCGCCCUGCAGCUAGAGGCCAUCACCUACGCCUGCCAGCAACACGAGGUCCUGCUCCCCGGUGGGCAGCGCGCGGGCUUCCUUAUUGGCGAUGGCGCGGGCGUGGGCAAGGGCCGCACGGUGGCCGGCAUCAUCCUGGAGAACUACCUGCGGGGCAGAAAGAAGGCCUUGUGGUGA